UCUCUCUAACCUGACAUGACACCACACCAUUGUACAAAGACAAAGGAUCUAUUGACCAACAGUAGAGAGCACUGCUAGCUCUCUCUCUCUCACACACACACACACAAUUUAUUGUGAUCACAACACAAACACCAUCGCUAUCGUCAACUACACUAUAUUUACACUUUCCCUCAUCUUUAAUUUUCAACUCUCUCUCUCUCUCAUGGAUCUUUCAUGGGCGUAUGGCAUUGUCCUUCUUCUUCUUCUUCUUCAGGAAUGUUGCUCUGUUCUCGCUAUUGUUUCAAGCAAAGUUCACAUAGUGUAUAUGGGAAAUAGACACCAUGGUGAGCCCCAGCUUGUUGAGGAUUCUCACCAUCAGAUUCUUUCAGAAAUUUUUGGAAGCAAAGAAGCUGCCAUGGAAUCAAUUCUGUACAGCUACAAGCAUGGGUUUUCAGGAUUUGCUGCAUUACUAACUCCUUCUCAAGCUAAACUGAUUGCAGAUUUCCCUGGAGUUGUUCGUGUAGUUCCUCACCGGAUUCUCAAUCUGCACACAACGAGAAGUUGGGACUUUCUUCAAAUGUAUCCUAAUGCGGAUAAUGGAAUCCUCUCAAAGGGUCAAUCCGGUGCUGGGUGUAUAAUUGGCGUCAUGGACACUGGAAUAUGGCCUGAAUCCGAAAGCUUUAACGAAGUGAAUAUGCGACCAAAACCACCACGUCGGUGGAAAGGGAUAUGCCAGGAAGGAGAACAAUUCAACAGUUCUUCUUGUAACAAGAAAAUUAUUGGUGCACGUUGGUACGCCAAAGGAUAUGAAGCUGAAUUUGGGAAGAUAGAUACAAGUGAUGGGUUUGAAUUCUUGUCUCCCCGGGAUGCAUCGGGUCAUGGUACCCACACCUCAUCUACCGCAGCUGGCGCUUUAAUUAACAACGCGAACUUUAUGGGACUAGCUCGAGGAUUGGCAAGAGGUGGUGCUCCGUCAGCUUGGUUAUCUGUGUACAAAGUCUGUUGGGCAACCGGUGGCUGCAGCUCAGCCGACCUCCUUGCUGCAUUUGAUCAUGCAAUUCUAGAUCGUGUGGAUGUGCUUUCGCUGUCUCUAGGUUCAACACCUCCACUUUCUACCUACGUCGACGAUGUUUUGUCCAUUGGUUCAUUCCAUGCUGUAGCUAGUGGCAUUGUUGUAGUCUGCUCUGCUGGGAAUUCUGGUCCUUACCCUGCAACAGUGUUCAAUACUGCUCCUUGGGUGAUUACCGUAGCAGCAAGCACAAUCGACAGAGCUUUCCCUACUAAGAUUACUUUGGGGAACAAUCAAACAGUUGUGGGUCAAGCUUUCUACAAGGGGAAGAAUGUUAACACGUUCUAUCCAAUUGUGUAUGGAGAAGACAUUGCAUUAAGCGGUGCAGAGGAAGAUAGUGCAAGUUGUGACACGGGAUCUCUCAAUGCCACUUUAGCGCAAGGAAAGGUGGUUCUUUGUUUUCAAUCUGUGACACAAAGGUCUGCCGCCACUGCUGCAGACACUGUAGUAGACGUUCAAGGUGUAGGAGUCAUCUUUGCCCAGAUUCCAACUAAGGAUGUCGAGUUAAUCUUGGAUGUCCCUUGUGUCCAAGUGGACUUUACAAUAGGAACUUAUCUGCUGACAUACUUGGCAACAAGCAGCAAUCCUGUUGUGAAGUUUAGCUACACGAAGACAACCCUAGGGCAUCAAACUUCGCCAGAAGUAGCACUAUUCUCUUCUCGAGGACCAAGUUCCCUCUCUCCCGCCGUCUUGAAGCCAGAUGUUGCUGCGCCGGGAGUUAACAUCUUGUCCUCCUGGUCCCCUGCAUCUUCCUCCCAGGAUCCCAAUACCCCUCAAAAUCAACACCUUCUGCGUAACUUCAAAAUUGUAUCAGGAACCUCCAUGGCCUGCCCUCAUAUUUCCGGUAUCGUGGCUCUUCUCAAAGUUAUCCACCCCGCAUGGAGCCCUGCUGCAAUUAAGUCUGCCUUAAUCACAACAGCCUCUGUCAAGGAUGAUUAUGGUCAAAAUGCUGUGGCAGAGGGAGCUCCACACAAGCAGGCUGACCCAUUCGACUAUGGAGGCGGUCAUGUUGAUCCUAACAAAGCAAUGGAUCCUGGUCUCAUAUUUGACAUGAAACCCGCAGAUUAUGUUCAAUUCCUUUGCUCCAUGGGUUAUAAUGACACUUCCAUCACCAACACGACUCAAGUUCAAAGCCCAUGCCAAAAAAAAGCAAACUUCCUUUUAAACCUCAAUCUCCCUUCUAUCUCCAUUCCCGAGCUGAAGAAUAGAAUGACUGUGUCAAGAACAGUUACAAACGUUGGUCCAACAGAAACCGUCUACUAUGCUCGAGUUGAAGCUCCCCCUGGCAUAAAUGUGGUCGUGAAGCCGUCGAUUUUGUUUUUCAAUUUUACAAGAAAGAAGCUAAAGUUCAAGGUAACCUUUUGUACCCAGCAAAGAGUUCAAGGAAGAUAUGCAUUUGGAAAUCUGUUCUGGGGGGAUGGUUUUCACGUAGUAAGGAUGCCAUUGAUAGUUCGAGCUGUCAUUCAAGAUUUUUAUGCAGACACGUGAUUGCAGCUGUCAUUUUUACAAUUUUUUAAAAAAUAUUUCUCAAAUAAUUUUCCUUAUAUAUCACAAUCUCGCUUGGAAGACGGAAUAUGAAAUCGGGGAGAGGAAGAAACUUUUGGAGUGUUUAGACAAAGCACAAACUUAGUAGGCUUAACGCACAUGUAGAGGAAAGAGCAGAUUCUUUUUAUUUUAAACCAAUUGAAUAUUUCACACUA
This is a messenger RNA of Cornus florida, 2748 nucleotides long. RefSeq names its product subtilisin-like protease SBT3.9. The record is from RefSeq and is a predicted model, not a curated record. Gene Ontology annotation, biological process: proteolysis. The transcript is spliced from 11 exons. Lineage: Eukaryota; Viridiplantae; Streptophyta; Magnoliopsida; Cornales; Cornaceae. The coding region runs from base 203 to 2536 and encodes 777 amino acids. Gene Ontology annotation, molecular function: serine-type endopeptidase activity.